AUGGCCACCACGACUACUGAUAUUCGCCGUAAUGAGCGUAAUCGUCCCAAAUUUCUCCGCGAUUUGAUCAUCAUUCGUCUAAUCAAUGCAUGGUGGAUUGCUACCUUUUUUCAGCCGGAUGAGUUCUUUCAAUCUCUUGAACCAGCAUGGCGGCUAGCUUUCGGCCCUAAUAGCGGUGCGUGGCUAACUUGGGAAUGGCAAUAUCAACUAAGAUCUUCUCUUCACCCAUUCCUCUUCUCAGGGGGUUACGUGGCUGCGGAUUGGAUAUCUAAGCUUCUACCUGCGGGUAACAUGCUACGCUCAGCCGUGGUCAUCGGCUCACCAAAGGUUCUACAGGCAAUAAUUGCAGGUCUAGGCGAUUGGUAUUCGUGGCAACUGGCAGUCAAGAUCUUUGGUCCGGACUCUAACACUUCUUUCUUUGUCCUCUUUCUUCAACUUUUUAGUCCCUGGCAAUGGUACUGCUCUACUCGCACGUUUUCCAACUCUUUGGAGACAACCCUUACCGUCAUGGCCUUGUACUACUGGCCGUGGCGAAUGUUCAAAGCAGCAGCACUUACAAAGGAGAACCCCAAGCAAGCAAACCCUCUUGGAAACAUCUGGGACCUUCGAGCGUCCCUCUGUCUGGCUGCAUUUGCAGUGGUGCUCCGACCUACAAACAUUCUCAUUUGGGCAACUACUGCAAUCAUGGCCUUUACUAGGGUGUCCCUGAAGGGCUCGUCACCGUUGACUUGGUCCGCCAUCGCCCUGCUUGCUAGGGAAGCUUUACUAUGUGGAUCGCUCGUCCUCGCUAUGUCUGCCGUGUCUGACUAUUUGUACUUUGGAUUCUGGACCUUUCCUCCUUACAACUGGCUCAACUUCAAUAUUUCGAAAUCUCUCGCAGUCUUCUACGGCCGAAAUCCGUGGCACUACUACCUCUCUCAGGGCAUUCCGCUUCUCUGCACUACCAGCCUACCAUUCGCCCUCUAUGGCCUCUACAAACCUGCUACCUCCUCCACAAACGAGAGCAACAUUUUACGCGUCUUAUCUUAUACCGUCUUCACUACGGUUGGCGCAUUGUCCCUCAUCUCUCACAAAGAAGUUCGCUUUAUCUACCCACUCUUACCAAUCCUCAAUAUCACUGCGGCACCGGCAGCCGCCUCAUUCUUCACCUCGCCGCCAGCACGGACAUCCAAAUCGGCCAAUCCUCGCCCCCGUCUUUGCAACAAGCCAUAUCUCCUAGCAGCCCUCGGCGUCAACCUCGUUCUCGCGGGUUAUCUAUCUUUCCUCCACCAACCUGCCCCACUGAACGUCCUGUCAUACCUCCGCAAGGAAUACGAACGCAUCCACCGGACCUCAGUGCAGCUUGCCCACAAGACGCAUCAACCUCCGCAGACACACGAAGAGCUAUUUGCCUUGUUUCUAAUGCCAUGCCAUUCGACGCCGUGGCGAUCACAUUUGUACUACCCCGGCCUCGAUGCGUAUGCUCUGACCUGCGAGCCACCGCUUGACACACAACCUGAUACACCUGCGAGGGACAACUACCGCGACGAAGCAGACCGGUUCUAUGAUGAUCCUGUAGGAUUUUUAACAGAUGAACUGUUUACACCACAGCGUAGAAUAGACAUUCCUCUGCCCCGCUACAUUGUUGGAUUCGAGGGCGUCGAGCCAUGGUUGCUCAAGUUCUUAGAGACAGAAAGGGGGAAGACGCUAGGAAUCAAGCUCCGCCUUGUAUGGUCGGGAUUUAAUGGCUUCUUUAACGAGGAUUGGCGAAGGUCAGGUCGGAUGUUGGUCUGGGACACUGGUCUUUAUGACAACGCCCCAGCACCGAAGCAUCCACCAUAG
This is a messenger RNA of Pochonia chlamydosporia 170, 1821 nucleotides long. RefSeq names its product GPI mannosyltransferase. NCBI's taxonomy places the organism in Eukaryota, Fungi, Ascomycota, Sordariomycetes, Hypocreales, Clavicipitaceae. Gene Ontology annotation, cellular component: endoplasmic reticulum membrane. The transcript is spliced from 3 exons. Gene Ontology annotation, molecular function: alpha-1,2-mannosyltransferase activity. Gene Ontology annotation, biological process: GPI anchor biosynthetic process. Bases 1 to 1821 code for a protein of 606 amino acids. The record is from RefSeq and is a predicted model, not a curated record.